AUGGCAACUCCUGUGACUCUACGAUCCUCCUAUGGGCGAUUAGCCCAGGUGAAGCCUCUUUCCGGUGGCCUGGGGAUUGGCCAAACCGCCGCACGGGCAGCACCAUUCUCGACAACAGCACCACUGUGCAAGCGCAAGCGAUCAACAACCAAGGACGGCAACAAGAAGCGGGGAGUCAGUACAAUUUAUAGAUCAGGCCCACGGGAGCCUCUGUCCAUGUCAGGCAUUCCACUACCAAAACCCCGCCAAUUCGAGCCCAAGAUCAAGGUCGAUGCGAAGCAUGGGCUGUGGGAGUUCUUCCCAGCGCCCGGCAAACUUCUCUGGACGCCUGCAGAGACGGAAGAGCAUGGCCGAGCAUGGACAGUCGAGGAGCUUAGAAAGAAGUCAUGGGAGGACUUGCACUCUCUGUGGUGGGUUUGCUGCAAAGAGAGGAAUAGACUGGCAACAUCAAUGGUCGAGUUGGACAGAAGCAAGCUUGGAUUUGGUAACCGAGAACUCGAACUACGUGACCAAGCGGUCAAGAGUACGAUGAAGGCGAUCAGAUUUGCGCUGACCGAACGGUUCUACACCUGGGAAGAUGCGACGGCUGUUGCAAGAAGUGAUCCGGAGAUCAACCUCGAAGGCGGCGAAGGCGAAGCUUACAACCCAGAAGCUUAUGAGGAGGAUGUUGAUGAAGUCAAGGGCUGGGCGACGGAGGAUGCAACCAAGUCCGCCGACGCACCGGAGGUGGAGGGGAACAUCACCAAACCUGAGAGUCGACCUGCUCCCCAAGCCUCCUAG
Clonostachys rhizophaga is the source of this 780-nucleotide messenger RNA. Lineage: Eukaryota; Fungi; Ascomycota; Sordariomycetes; Hypocreales; Bionectriaceae. The record is from the annotation of a GenBank genome assembly.